AUGGAAGUGUUCUUGAAGUUUAGGUCGUUAUUCGUGUUGCAGGAACCAGAAGAGGUGGUUGAGACUGAGAGUAGUGACUGGUGGAUUGAUAGCGAGAGCGAGAAGUUGUUGUCAAGAUCUAUGAGCAAUGAUUCAAGCAAAACAUGGGAAGAUGUAUCUGAAGAUUCAGUUUUUGAGCCAUAUGAUCCACCAUACAAGCGGUUUCCUUUAACAGACAAUGUUUUCUUCUCUGCAUGGAUCUCUACGAAACCACACUCUUCUUUUUUUUUAUCUUUUUCUGAAUCAAAAUCACUCUACUUGAUUCUUCUUCUUCAAAUAAACGAACUGGCUGAGAAGUAUGCUGGACUUAUGACCUUAAAGGAGUAUCGAUAUGUCUCAUGCAAGUAUCCAAUAUAUCACAUUCCGACCUGCAAGAACGAUAAAGAUUUUGACGACAGGCUGGCUUACUUUCUCAUACUUUGUCUUCUUCUUUUCAAGAUGCAAGGAGAUCUUUGGCGAAAGACAGGGUUUGAUCAGGACCGGUUGAUUUACCUUCAGAGCGCUGCAGAUUCAUGGCUGAAGCAGCUAAGUGAUGAUCACCAUGACAAUAACUUCUUCAUCAACUUUUGA
Molecule: messenger RNA, 609 nt
Organism: Brassica napus (rape)
Lineage: Eukaryota; Viridiplantae; Streptophyta; Magnoliopsida; Brassicales; Brassicaceae
Exons: 4
Coding region: 1-609 (202 amino acids)
Source: RefSeq, a predicted model, not a curated record